Molecule: messenger RNA, 942 nt
Organism: Brettanomyces nanus
Lineage: Eukaryota; Fungi; Ascomycota; Pichiomycetes; Pichiales; Pichiaceae
Exons: 1
Coding region: 1-942 (313 amino acids)
Cellular component (GO): P-body
Molecular function (GO): hydrolase activity
Source: RefSeq, a predicted model, not a curated record
AUGAGGGUUCUCUUAACUAAUGAUGAUGGUGGCCCGAACGACUUAGCUAGUCCUUAUGUUAAGUACUUGGUAGAGGCCAUUGAAAAGCACACCGACUGGGAACUCACAAUCUGCAUUCCUUCUUCUCAGAAAUCUUGGAUUGGUAAAGCCCAUUUUGCUGGUAAAGAUGUCACCGUGAAAUAUAUAUACUCCAGCAUUGAGAAUCCCCAGGACAAUUCAUAUCAUGGACCAUUUGGUUACCCUCAGAAAAGACUUCGAGAAGAUGUCACGCUGAAAGAGUGGUGCCUUGUUGACGAUGGUACUCCGGCAACUUGUGCCGACAUAGGUAUCAAUCACAUUUGCGGCCAUGAAAACGUUGACCUUGUCAUAAGUGGGCCUAAUGUCGGUCGAAAUUCUACUUCCUUGUACGCGUUAUCUAGUGGAACUAUUGGAGGUGCUAUGGAAGGCUGCUCGCAUGGAAAGAAAGCCGUUGCCGUAUCCUAUGCCUACGAAAAAAGGUUUGAUACUGACCCCACCAUUCUAAGACAGGCAGCACUACUUUCCGUCAAGAUCAUUGAGAAUUUAUAUCAGCAGUGGAGAGAGGGUAUCGAUUUGUACUCGAUUAACAUCCCAUUGGUGCCCGACCUUAGAUUUGGUACAACAAAAAUCUACAAAGUGCCUAUGCUCAAAAAUAGAUGGGGGAAAUCCUUAUUUAAAGCUUCUGAAAAUGUUGUUGAAGAAAGCGCCGACGUUAGACAUUCAGAUAUUGUUGAUCAGUCCGUUAGUGCUGGCCAACUGUUCAAGUGGAACCCUGAUUUUGCUCAGGUGCAUAGAGACGUUGCCGGUAGUGAGCAAAUAUCAGAUGGUAAGGUGAUAUCUGAAGGGGCUGUUAGUGUCACUGCUAUAAAGGCUAUAUAUGAACAGGUGGACUCCUUCAACCACGGAGAAAUGAUUCUCGAGUAA